AUGGAAGUGGUCGACUUCGCGUCCUUCCUGAAGAACGCCGUUGGAGCCCCAACUGAUGUGGACGCUAUCAGCACACUCCAGUCGUCAACGGCCAACCUCACAGAUGAGCAGGCCGCGAAAGAUGAGCUUGCGAUAGGAGCAGCUCUCGAGUCAGCUCUUCAGACGGGAACUAUACGCAACCGCCACACUCCCGUGCAACCCUGA
Molecule: messenger RNA, 204 nt
Organism: Sphaeroforma arctica JP610
Lineage: Eukaryota; Ichthyosporea; Ichthyophonida
Exons: 1
Coding region: 1-204 (67 amino acids)
Source: RefSeq, a predicted model, not a curated record